GGGAGCCGCCUCCGUCGCCGCCACAGCCUCCUUCGCCGCCGGCCCGGGCCCAGCCAGCGCCCGCCGUGCCGGAGUCGAGUCGCAGCCCGAGCUGCUGCCCGCGGCCCGGCCAUGAGCGGAAGCGCCGCCGCCGCGGUCGCGGUCUCCGCCGCCGCCUCCGCCGCCGCCGCCGCCGCCGCCGCCGCGCACUUCCAGCCUUGGUCGUGGUCUCCCAGGCCGGGCCCCGCCGAGCUCGGGCCCCCGCGCCGCCCGCGCCCCCCGCCACCACCGCCGCCGCCCCGGCCCGAGCCUGCCGCCGCCGGCUGCCUUAGCCCUCCAGGCCACGGGCCUCUUCGGACCGGGGCGCAGGGUGGCGGCGCCUGCGGCAGAGCGUCCGGAGCAGGUAGUGUUGGUGCUUCUUUUCAGUGCCAGUCCAUCCAUCACGACCACAUUUGUCAUGAUGACAGUGACAAGAGUGAAGAUAGUCCAAGUCCUAAGAGACAGCGCCUCUCUCAUUCAGUCUUUGAUUAUACAUCAGCAUCACCAGCUCCCUCCCCACCAAUGCGACCAUGGGAGAUGACAUCAAAUAGGCAGCCCCCUUCAGUCCGACCAAACCAACAUCACUUCUCAGGGGAACGAUGCAACACACCUGCACGCAACAGAAGGAGUCCUCCUGUUAGGCGUCAGCGAGGAAGAAGGGAUCGUCUCUCUCGACAUAAUUCCAUUAGUCAAGAUGAAAACUAUCACCAUCUCCCUUAUGCACAGCAGCAAGCAAUAGAGGAACCUCGAGCCUUCCACCCUCCGAAUGUAUCUCCCCGUCUGUUACAUCCAGCUGCUCAUCCACCCCAGCAGAAUGCAGUCAUGGUUGACAUCCAUGACCAGCUCCAUCAAGGAACAGUUCCUGUCUCCUACACAGUAAGCACGGUGGCACCCCAUGGGAUUCCACUCUGCACAGGCCAGCACAUCCCUGCUUGCAGUGCACAACAGGCCCCAGGAUGCUCUGUGGUCUUCAGUGGACAACACCUACCUGUCUGUAGUGUGCCUCCUCCAAUGCUUCAGGCAUGUUCAGUUCAGCACUUACCAGUACCAUAUGCUGCGUUCCCACCCAUUAUUUCUAGUGACCCAUUUCUUAUACAUCCUCCUCACCUGUCUCCCCAUCAUCCUCCUCACUUGCCACCACCAGGCCAAUUUGUCCCUUUCCAAACACAGCAGUCACGAUCGCCUCUUCAGAGGAUAGAAAAUGAAGUGGAACUCUUAGGAGAACAUCUUCAAGUAGGCAGUUUUACUUAUCCCCCUUCGGCCCAUCCCCCAACAUUACCUCCGUCAGCUCCUUUGCAGUUCCUGACACAUGAUCCUUUGCAUCAGGAGGUGUCCUUUGGCAUACCUUACCCUCCGUUUAUGCCUCGGAGACUCACAGGACGCAGUAGAUACCGAUCCCAGCAGCCAAUACCACCUCCCCCUUAUCAUCCCAGCUUACUGCCAUAUGUGUUAUCAAUGCUUCCAGUACCACCUGCAGUGGGCCCAACUUUCAGCUUUGAAUUGGAUGUGGAAGAUGGAGAAGUAGAAAAUUAUGAGGCCCUGCUAAACCUGGCGGAGCGGCUGGGAGAGGCGAAGCCACGGGGCCUGACUAAAGCAGACAUUGAACAGCUUCCUUCCUACAGGUUCAACCCCAACAACCACCAGUCGGAGCAGACUCUGUGUGUGGUAUGCAUGUGUGAUUUUGAGUCAAGGCAGCUUCUUAGAGUCUUACCCUGUAACCACGAGUUCCAUGCCAAGUGUGUCGAUAAAUGGCUUAAGGGAAAUCGUACUUGCCCAAUUUGCCGAGCUGAUGCUUCAGAGGUGCAUCGGGAUUCUGAGUGACCGGCUAAGAGCACAGAUUUAGUUUGGGUGUUCCUCAUCACGUGUACAUAAUGGACUAUCCAUUGAACUUAACCUGUGUGGCUUCCAGCCCUCCCUUUACCAAAAGGGUCAAUGGACCUUUCUUUGCACUGUGUGACUUAAUCAACUAUAAAAGCUUACAAUUAGUCUUCACAAUUAUGGGAUUGUUAUACUAACUGUGUGAUUGGAACUCCAAAGAUCUUUUCUUUAGCUUAAUUUCGUGUGUGCACUAACAUUCCCUGGUUUUUGUGUGAUCAUUCCGAGUGUUGCUGCAAGAUUACAGUGGACGUGAUCUUUUAGCAUGUGCUUUUAUAAAAAGUGGUAGCUCCAGAUGAUAUAGCAAUCUACCUUAUAUAGAGCCUUCAGAAACUGUGAGUGGAAAUGAGUGCAGCGUAUGACUGUUGGUGAUAAGUGAAUCCGUGUAUGAGUGUGCAACUACAUGUGUGGGGGCAUGGUAGCUACUGUGUGUAUGAGAUCCUAUAUACCAGCAUGUACCAAGAAUGUGUGUGUAGUUUUAAUUAUGCUGCAAUGUAUAAUCUGGUGUGUUAUUUAAACAGCACUAGUACUGUACACUGGUUUUCCCCUUGUGUUUGCUGUUGCACACUGAUUGCUAAGGGUGCAUCAAUUCUAAGCAUUGAAUACUCUGUCCCCUUCCCUCCCAAUGAAUGGAAUGAAAAAAGCCUUCUUCCUUUGCUUCAGGCAGCUGUCCCCUUCUCUUCCUUUGUGAUCCUAGGUGGGUCACUUAAGAAAAAAGUGUCAGAUUCUCACUCACUCCAUGACCUGUUUAUUAUUUUCAGUUCUGUUAUAAAAGAAACUUAAGUAUCCAACUUGCUAUUUCCAAAAAGAAGGUGCAAUAUCAUACAUCAUCAUUAGCAAUAUUAGCAUUUCAGUCAGUGAUCUGAAUGUUUAUACUUAUUGUUUUUCCUUUACAUUUCCAGUAGCGUCUUAAAGAAAGGACCUGUGAUUUUAUUAAUGUGUAGAUUUGUAGUCUGUUCCAAAGAUGUUUGAGUAAUAUAUUUUCAAGAACACCACUGGUCCCAUAAAUCUUGCCUCCUUGACUUCUGCUGGAACAAAGUCUGUUACCUUAACUCAGCCUGGUUUCUGGUGUGUGUUCUUCGCUCAGACCUCCAUGGGCAACUAAAUUGUGUAAGCGAAGUAUUGUUGUUGGUGUUAAUCAGGUUCCCACACUACGGUCCUGAAGUUCUGUAGUUCUUCCCUCAGCAAACCUUCCCGUCAAAACCUUUGUUUCAGCAUGGACCAAGUGCUGUGACAGCUCGUCCUUAGGUCCGGUUUGCUUUGAUGUCUUUCUCUUUUCAGUUAUGUUAGAAUGAGGAAAGCUUAAUGUAACAGGUGCCCAGAGUACUUGCAGUGUAAAUGAAGGUUGGAUUUUUGUAUAAAAAUAAUGCUGUCAAACAGGAAUUGACCUUUAUUUAAUCUGAAAUGAUACAUAGCUGUGCAAAACAAAACAGACUCGUUAAACAUAAAUCAGAUUAUUUGAAGUCAUUUUUCAGCACCAUUGGAUUCCUUUCUCCUCACAGUGUGCUCAGCCUUGCCUGCCUCUUUGUGAGUUAUUGGCAUCUGUUUGCAGCCACACAUGCUGCAGCCUUUCAGUCACAACUGUGACACUUUGCUGCCAACCUCACUCAACUCGCAAUUGGCGCUGGGCCUAUUUUUUACUCUGACAGGGAGAGUGUUCAACUACUUGUUACUGCCAUGUUCCUUACCCUCCCUUGAAGUCUCUAAGCUCAUCACAGCCUAGAGUUCAGGAAAGCCAAUUCACACAGAAGCACAAUUUUGUCUUCUUCCAGACACUGUUGCCUCUAUCUAGUCAGACAAAUAGGAUUUGACCUACUUUCUGUUUGCCUCUAGAUUUGUGUUAGUGUGUCAGAAAUACGUUUAAACAGUGGCAAAAUGCACAUGUUACUUUUAAAUCAUUAGGAUACCCCCUCCUGUUCCUAAUGAAUAAAAAGGUGUGUUAAAGACCAAAAUUAUUGGCAUAUAACAGUCAGCUCCAAAUCACAUACAGUUUAAUCUUUAUUUUUUAAUUUAAAGAAAUCAUGUUUAAAAUGGCAAAAGUCCAUACUAUAUAUACACUUUUAUAUAGCUGCAAAAACUUUAUACCUGUACAGCUCUAACCUAACACCGCUCCACUCAGUAUUUGUCUUGUUGAUGCACAAGUGAAGCACUUUGCUAAUUUAUACAGAGAUACUGACUACCAAGGCCCAUUGUGCUGAAGACCGGAGAGCAGCCUUUCUUUUUCUACCAAUGCUCACCAUAAAGGUCCUUCCGAGUAGUUCUUUUUAAAGAGGUAGUUGGCAGUUUAGGAGGCAGCAGGGUCUGGCCUGGUAGAAUUCUCUUCACCAGUUAUGACUGCUAUCUCCUUGGGAAUGUCUUCUCUUAGCACAGAGCUCUUAGGGGUGGUUCAGACUUUUGUUCACUGAAUGGCUGGUGUAUUUUAGGAGCACACCACGUGUGCUCUCCAAGUAGCUGUCAUCUUUGGGAGAUGCCUUCAGCCUCCUUCCUCCUAGAACAGUAUUGGCUUUACAGUCCUAACUCAGCUGUGGGUUUGUUUUGUUUUGUUUUUGUUUUUGUAAGUUUUAGAUUUGGGGUUUAU
Onychomys torridus (southern grasshopper mouse) is the source of this 4471-nucleotide messenger RNA. RefSeq names its product ring finger protein 38 (gene Rnf38). The coding region runs from base 112 to 1839 and encodes 575 amino acids. NCBI's taxonomy places the organism in Eukaryota, Metazoa, Chordata, Mammalia, Rodentia, Cricetidae. The record is from RefSeq and is a predicted model, not a curated record. The transcript has 12 exons.